GUGCGGUGGCGUUGCAGAUCUCGUGUUUCUCUGAGGCAGAGAGGAUCUACAUGUUGGCUAAAGACACAACCGUCAACAACAAGACGCUCACUUCGCUCGUUAUCCCAGAGAUCGUGCACAACCAGCUGGGAGAAGACGUGUGUCCCCUGCUGGUGUUUGUGAACCCGAAAAGCGGCGGUCUGAAAGGCAGAGAGCUCCUCUACAGCUUCAGGAAGCUCCUGAACCCUCAUCAGGUCUUUGACAUUUCCAACGGAGGACCGCUGGCUGGCCUCCACACGUUCCGGGCGGUUCCCAGGUUUCGGGUGCUGGUCUGUGGGGGUGAUGGGACCGUGGGCUGGGUGCUGGGAGUACUGGAGGCUGUCCGGCACAAACUGGUGUGUCGAGAGCCGCCCAUCGGCAUCGUACCGCUGGGAACAGGUAACGACUUGGCCCGCAUCCUGCGCUGGGGGCCGGGUUACAGCGGCGAGGACCCCCACCAUAUCCUGGUCUCUGUGGACGAGGCAGACGAGGUUCUGAUGGACCGUUGGACCAUCCUGCUGGACGCACAGGACAUCUCUGAAGACGGCAAGGACAACGGCUUCCUGGAGCCGCCCAAGGUCUGGCCCAGGUCCUGGUUCAGGUCGUCCAGGACAGUUUGGAUCAUUUCAUUAGGGAUUUAUUAAUCAAUCUGUCAAAUCUGGAGUGAUGCAUCAGGCUAAUAUCAUGGAAAUGUUUUAAAAAAACAUUUCCAUGAUCUACAAAAUCUGUAGAAAAAGUAACUGUUUAGUUACUGUUGUUGUGUUUGACACCCUCUGCCAGAG
Messenger RNA from Plectropomus leopardus (leopard coralgrouper), 800 nucleotides. The record is from RefSeq and is a predicted model, not a curated record. Lineage: Eukaryota; Metazoa; Chordata; Actinopteri; Perciformes; Serranidae.